This is a messenger RNA of Chlamydomonas reinhardtii, 6327 nucleotides long. RefSeq lists its product as uncharacterized. Bases 88 to 5700 code for a protein of 1870 amino acids. Gene Ontology annotation, cellular component: THO complex part of transcription export complex. The transcript is spliced from 30 exons. The record is from RefSeq and is a predicted model, not a curated record. Gene Ontology annotation, molecular function: mRNA binding. NCBI's taxonomy places the organism in Eukaryota, Viridiplantae, Chlorophyta, Chlorophyceae, Chlamydomonadales, Chlamydomonadaceae. Gene Ontology annotation, biological process: mRNA processing; mRNA export from nucleus.
AGUUUGAAUCGACGCGCACACGCUCGAAAGGAAGUUUGCUUGAAAACUGGUCGCAAGGCGCGCUUACCGCGCAAGAUGGCGGCCGACAUGAAGGAGAAGCUCCUUUCGAUAACACUUAAGGCCAUCCAGGGAGCUACAUUUGAGCCGGAUGCAUACUAUCAGGCUCUUGAGCCCCUCGGCCCGCCGGCGUCAUACGCGGAGACGCUGGUGGAUGUGUUCUGGCUGCUGUGGGUGCGGUUCGAGGUCGGGCGCGGCUCGGAGAGCAUGAACCUGGUGUCCGCCAUCAAAGCCUGCUGGCAGGACAAGCGGGUGUCGGACCGGCAGCUGCUUCAGGUGCUGGAGCCCGAGUGCCUGCACACCGUGGGGCUGCUGCGCGACAAGGCGCUGUGGGAGAAGAAGAGCGUGCGCUACAACACCAAGCUCAACUACACCAUUGCCAAGUACAACCUGCUGCGCGAGGACAGCGAGGGCUACGCCAAGCUGGUCACGCUGUACAACCACUUCGGCAGCGGGGCCAUGCAGCCGGGGGACCUGCCCUCCAUGGCCCGCGAGCUGCACUCGCUCAUCGGCUGCUUCGACCUGGACCCCAACCGCUGCCUGGACCUGCUGCUGGACGCCGCGGCGGCGCAGCCCCUGAACGCCGCGCUGCUGGAUGUGGUGGAGCUGCUCAAGGCCGAGGCGGUGGGGCAGCUGCUGGGGUUCAAGCUGCAGGGGUACCAGGACCCCUCCCGGCCGCCCGCUCCUCGGUCGCUGUUCCUGGUGGCGGCCCAGCUGAUAGCCAGCCGCCGCGCCACCCUCACAGAGCUGCUCGCACACAUGGCGCCCAGCGACGCCGCGCAGGCGGCGGCGCAGAAGGCGGCUCGCGAGGCUCUGAUGCGGCGCGUGAAUGACAUUGGCACGAUCAAUCUGGGGGGAGGAGGAGCAGCAGGGGGCGGGGGAGGGGCGGGAGGGGUGAUGGAGCUGCCAGCCACGGCGGCGGCGGCGGAGCGCGAGGCGGCGGCGCGGGAGGCGGCGGGCAAGGAGCGCGACCGCGGCGGCAAGGGCGGUGCGGCGGCGGCGGCGGCGGCGGCGCAGCCUCGCGCCGCCGGUUUGUCCGCCGCACACUUUGAGCUGGACCCGGCGGCGGCGGUGGGCGGCCUGGCCGCCGGCCCCAACCCCGAACACAACCAGCCCCUGGCGCUGCUGGACGCGCUGCUGGAGCUCGGCAGUAGCAGCAGCGGCAGUAGCAGCAGCAACGGCGGCAGUAGCAACGGCGGCAGUAGCAGCAGUCACUGCUGGGAGGUGGCUCUGGAGCUGCACGACCGGCUGGUGGCGGAGGGGGCGAGUCCGGCGGCGGCGCCCGCCAUUGGGGCGGCGCUGUGUCGGCUGCUGGAGGCGGAGGUGAAGCCGCGCUAUGCGGCGCUGUUCCCGCAGGGCGUGCUGGCCCGCCACGCCCUCUCCGGAGAGGCGGCGCCCGCGCCCCUGCCCGGCGGCGCAGCCGCCCCCGCCCCCGCCAUUGGCGCCGCCGCCGCCGCCGCCGCCACCGCGACCGCCGCCGCCGCCGCCGCAUCUGGCGUCUCGGGUCCUGCUCUGACGCCGCUGGCUCUGCGGCUGCUGGCCAUGCUGGGGCCCUUCGUGCACCGCGAUGUGCGCCUGUUCACCAAGGUCAUUCGCUUGGUCCGCUACCAGCUCACUAACGACAUCGCCUCAGGAGCAGCCGCAGCCGCAGGCGCCACCGCCGCCGCCGCCGCCGCCGCCGGCACCGCUACACCCAUUCCGGCCGCUGCCGCCGCCGCCGCCGCAGCAGGCGGCCGCGCCGGAGGCGCCCGCGCCGCAGGCGGCGCCGCAGGCUCUGCGGCGGCGGGGGCGGCGGCUCCGCCUCCGCUGCCGUCGCUUGAGGAGUUGAUCAGCGGUGUGUUGCUGCCGGGCGUGGCGUGCUGGCCUGUGCACCUGCCCCUGGCGGGGGAGGUGUGGGAGUGUGUGCGGCUGCUGCCGGUGCAGGCGCGGUACCGCGUGUACGCCGACUAUAGAGAGCUGUCCCAGACGCAGCCGCUGCUGCAGGCGGCGUGGCGGCUGGCCACCGUGGAGACCAAGAAGGUGCUCAAGCGCCUCGUGCUGCCCACGGACCCGCAGAAGAAGAAGGAGGCGUGCAGGCCGCACGCGCGCAUGGUGGCCAAGGUGGCCCACGCCAACCCCAUGCCGGUCAUGGAGGCGGUGGUGACCCAGAUCGAGGUGUACGACAACCAGAUCGAGGUGUCGCUGGAGGCGCUCAAGUACCUCAGCCCGCUCAGCUACGACGUGCUCACCUUUGUCAUCCUGUCCAGGCUUGCAGUGGAGCGCGACAAGGUGAAGGAGGACGGCGUCAACAUCAGCAGCUGGCUGCAGGGACUGGCCAGGUUCACGGGGGCAGCCUGCAGGCGCUUCUCCGACCUGGACGUGGGCGCUGUGCUCCAGUUCCUGGUGACCACCCUGCGCGCCGGCGACGCCUUCGACCUGCUGGUGCUGCAGCAGAUCAUCGUGUCCAUGACGGGCGUGCGGCUGGAGGCGCUGCUGUCUGAGGAGCAGAUGGACGCGCUGUCGGGCGGGCCGGAGCUGAUUGCGGAGGCGGUGGUGCUGGACGGCGGCGAGGCGGACGCGGCGCUGGGCAUGGGGCGCACCGCCACACACAAGGACCUGGCCAAGGGGCGGCAGCGCCUGCUGAGGGCGCUGGAGGACGUGGAGGGCCGGCGGCCGGCGGGUGUGGCGGGCGCGGCGGCGGGCGGCAGCGGCAGCGGCUGCAGCAGCGCGCUGACGCUGCCGCUGCUGAUCCUGGUGGCGCAGCAGCGCUCCAUCAUCAUCAACCACACCGACUCCAAGCUCGUCAAGUUCAUCGCGACCAUGUACGACAGGUGCCAGGACACGCUGCUGCACCUGUGCGAGUUCCUGCGCCUGGCUCUGCCGGUGGAGGCCUACGCCGACAUGCUGCCGCCGCCGGACGUGCUCAGGCGCGACUUCGGCAUUGACGUGGAGGUGGUGUGGCACAUCUACCGCCCCGUCAUGGCCCGACUGCUGGACGCCGCAGCGCCGCAGCCCGCGGAGGAGGGCGAGCUGGAGGAGGGCGAGGAGGCGGGCGCCGCGGCGGCGCCGUCGGGCGGCGCGGACGCGGCGGCGGCGGCCGGCGGCGCCCCACGCGAGGAGGCGCGUGUGGGCGACAAGACCUGGGCGGGCGUGCUGCGCGGCCUGCCCGCCUGCACAGGCAGCGGCGGCGGCGGCGGCGGCGGCGGCGGGCCGGGCGACGUCGUUGACGGCAGCGGUCUGUGGUCGCAUGUGACUCCGGACAUGUACGCCACCUUCUGGAGCCUGCAGCUGCAGGACAUAUACGUGCCCAUCAAGAGGUACGACAAGGAGCUGGGCCUGGUUCGCGACCAGCUGGCGGCGCUAGAGUCCAACUACCUCAACUACAUCCGGCCGGGGCUGCAGUCCUCCUCCGCCUACGUGUCCAACAACCUGCAGCAGCAGUACGAGGCCUACAAGGCGGAGAAGGCGGCGCUGCAGGACAAGCAGUCGCGCCUGAGUGCGGAGCUGGAGUCCCGCCGGCGUCACGUGGACGAGGUGCGGUCGCGGCUGGCGCUGCAGCGCACCUCCUUCUUCCACCCCCGCGUCAACUCGGCGCUGCUGCAGCAGAAGCAGCAGCAACAGCAGCAGCAGCAGGCGGCGGCAGCGGCGGCGGCCAAGGGCGGGGACGACAAAGCGGAGGAGGGCGAGGCGCCGGCGGGCGGCGCGGACGGGGAGGAGGCGAAGGAGCGGGCGGCGGGCGCGGCGGGCAGCAGUGGCGGCGCGGCGGCGCCGGCGGGUGCGGGUGCGGGUGUGGGUGCGGCUGGUGCCAAGGUGCUGGCCAAGAGCCCCUAUGUGCCCAUGUCUCAGGAGAUGCUGCUGCCGCGCAUCCUGUUCGGCGCCACGGACGCGCUGUACACGGCGCGGCUGCUGUUCCUGCUGCUGCAGCUGGAGACGCGCCACUUCAACGUCAUGGCACUACUGGACACGUUCCUGCGCACCUGCAUCCCGGUGCUGCGCUCGGCGACGGAGGUGGAGGCGCACAACUUCGGCUGCUUCCUGCAGGAGGUGUACCGCACACUGGUGGCCUGGCACCGGGACGAAAAGCUGUUCCUGGACGAGUGCGCGCGCAAGAUGCCGGGCAGCCAGAACUCCUUCAAGCCCACGCCGCACGUGUGGUUCAAGCACCGCAUGUUCGUGUGGCACGGCGCCCUAGCCACCACCUUCCGCUUCUCACUGGAGUCGGGUGACUACACACAGAUGGCGAACGCGCUGUCGGUGAUGAGCCGCAUGGUGCCCUACUGGCCCGGCCACUCGCCCGCCUACACCACCUUCCGCACGCUGGUGGAGCGGGUGCAGAAGGACGACCCGCGCGAGGACCUCAAGACCAUGGCCCGCUCCUACCUCAUCGCGCUCAACAGGGAGGCAGACAAGCCCGGCCGCAUGCUGUCGCAGGCGGACUACGGAGGACCAACGGUGGCGGAGCGGCGCCCUGCGGGCGCCGCGCCGCGCGGCGGCGCCGCCGGCGCGCCGCCGGCUUCGCCGGCGGCGGCCAAGGCCGCCGCCGGCGCGAGGCCUGCGGCCUCGGCCGCCGCGGGCGGCGACAGCGGCGGCAAGUCGUUGAACGUGGCAGCGAAGCCGUUCGUGCCGAAGAGCGGCGGCGGCGGCGGCGCGGCGAAUGGCGACGGCGGCGGCGGCGCGGAGGGUGCUGCGGGUGAGGAUGGACGCGGCGCCGCGCGCAAGCGGCAGCGGGUGGAGGGCCCUGGCAGCGGCGGCAAGGGCGAGGGCGGUAGCGACAAGGCGGCGGACGGCGGCGGCGGCAAGGGCGGCGGCGGCGGCGGCGGUGCGGGGCAGGCCAGCGCGGCUAAGAAGGCUCGCACCGAUGCCGGCGGCGGUGGCGGCGACGACACUCGGUCGGAGGCGGGCGGCCGCGCGGGCUCGGAGACCAGUGGCCGCGGCGGCGACCGUGCGGAUGGCGAGGGCGGCAAGGGCGGCAAGGAGGGGAAGGAGCACAAGGAGCACAAGAAGGCGAAGGACAAGGACAAGGACAGGGAGAAGGAGCGCAAAGACAAGGACAAGGAGCGCAAGGGCGACAAGGAGCACAAGGAGGAGAAGGACGAGUCCCGGCGCGAGGAGAAGGAGCGGCGGCGGGAGGAGAAGGAGCGGGAGAAGGCGGAGCGCGCCGCGGGAGCGGCAGCCGGCGGCGGCUCCACGCCGGCGCCCGCGGGCGACAAGGCGGAGCGCGGCGAGGGGCGGGCGCCGUCGGCGGAGCGCUCGCGUGCCGGGGCGGCGGGCGGCGCAGCCGACGGCGGCCGCGAGCGCGCGUCACGGGACCGCGAUGCGGACCGCGACGGCGGUGACGUGGCCGUCAAGCGGCGGCGCGCCGACGGCGGCAAAUCGGAGGGCGGUGGCGUUGGCGGCGCCAGCCCAGGCCACGCCGCGCGCGGGAGCAACACGCCCGACAUAAGCCGCCGCAACACCACGGACGCCGACAUCGAGUACGACGCCGCUGGCUUCGCAUUGCCGCCUGCGCCAGGCUCGCGAGGCGGCGGCGGCGGCGCUGGCGGUGCCCGGGCGGGUGGCGGCGCCGCGCCUGGCGGCGGGCUGCCGCCGGCGCCGCGGGCAGGCGGCGGCGGAGCUGGUGGGGGAGGCAGCGGCGGAGAGCCGCGGCGCCGUGCCGGGCGAUGAGGCGGCGGUGGUGGGGCAUCUUGGCGAGGGCCGUGCUGGGCCGUCACGGUGGCCUGUGGGCGUGUGACUGUAAGUGGCAGCGCUUGUGAGUUGUGACGGGCUUGCAUGAGACAGGACGCUGCUCCUAGGACGGCGGUGCGGCGCCUCCUGGCGGCGAACACGCGGGACACUGGCGCAGCGAUUUGCAACGGGAAUCAAGCGAUUUAAAGUGGGGCCCCAGGUUGCCUGGAGGACUCAUGCCGUGGGCUCGGCUCCAGUGCGGUAGUUGUUGAGCUUGGUGGCGUUGGGGCUAGUGGCGGGUUGGCGCCACGCCCCCCGCAGAGCAACUUGCCGUGCCAAGAUCGUUGGCCAGACGCAUCACCGGUACAUGCUAGCGCUCAAGUACUGCGGCGGGGUGGUCGUGCAGGCAUUCGCGCCGUCGCGUUGUGUGUGUGUGUGUGAAUGUGUGUGUGUGUACAGUGUAAACAUGACUGGCGUGUGUGGAUGUGCGCGACCGCGCGGAACGGCGGAAGCCCUGUAAGGCGCACGUGCAUAAGCAAUGAAUGGGCACUGAUGCUUACUGUAGCCGCACACGUGCACACGUCCUGCUUGACAAGUAGAGCGGCGUUGGAACUUGUCCGCUCUCUC